Xylona heveae TC161 is the source of this 3360-nucleotide messenger RNA. Its product is annotated as putative small nucleolar ribonucleo protein complex subunit Dip2. The coding region runs from base 47 to 2989 and encodes 980 amino acids. NCBI's taxonomy places the organism in Eukaryota, Fungi, Ascomycota, Xylonomycetes, Xylonales, Xylonaceae. The transcript is spliced from 4 exons. The record is from RefSeq and is a predicted model, not a curated record. Gene Ontology annotation, molecular function: protein phosphatase regulator activity; protein binding; snoRNA binding. Gene Ontology annotation, biological process: maturation of SSU-rRNA. Gene Ontology annotation, cellular component: protein phosphatase type 2A complex; Pwp2p-containing subcomplex of 90S preribosome; small-subunit processome.
AAAAAGUUUUGGACAAAGUCCAAAAACAUCACAAGCACGAAGAAAAAUGGUGAAGUCAUACUACAAGUAUGAGCAUUCCCAUACCUUUGGGUUGGUGAACUCGGCCUCUGCGAAUGUUGUUUGGACCGCCGACGAGAAUGCGGUCGAACCGUCCUCGCGGCAAACUGGUGCUGGAAGAGCGAUAGUUGGCGCGAACGAGGAAGUCCUACAAUGGGAUGUGAAGAAGGGAGAGCUUCUUAGCAGAUGGCGUGAUAAUGACUGCAAUGCGGAGGUCACGGCCGUCGUGCAGAGCAAAAGCGACCCUGAUAUUUAUGCCGUUGGAUAUGCUGAUGGAAGCAUUCGGCUUUGGGACUCGAGAAUCGCGACCGUAAUUAUCCGUUUUAAUGGACACCGAUCAGCAAUCACAUGCCUGGCUUUCGACCACUCCGGUGCCCGUCUGGCCAGUGGAGCAAAGGAUACGGAUGUAAUUCUUUGGGACCUUGUCGGUGAAGUUGGUCUUUUCAAACUACGUGGUCACAAGGACCAGAUUACAGCGCUUCAUUUCCUACAGCCGCCAUCUCAAUUGGACACCGCAGACGCAGUUAAUGGCGAAGAGGGCACCUCAUCCGCUAUGGGCGUGGACGAAGAACAUGAGGGUUUUCUUUUAACAACCGGCAAAGACUCCCUGAUAAAGCUCUGGGAUAUUGCUUCACAACAUUGUAUCGAGACACAUGUUGCUCAAACCAAUGGCGAAUGUUGGACCAUGGGAGUUGCUCCAGAUAAUAGUGGCUGUAUCACGGCAGGCAAUGACGGAGAGCUGAAGAUUUGGUCGAUAGAUUUGCUGGGACUGCGUGAGAUUGCGUCGCAGGUUAAUGAAGGCAUAGAGAAGGAUGUUCUUCAUGAAAGGGGUGUCAUAUAUCGGCAGGGCAAGGAUCGCACACUCGGAGUGCAUUUCCAUCCUCGCGCUGAUUUCAUCGCUGUUCACGGAUCUGAGAAGGCAGUUGAAAUUUGGAGAAUUCGUUCGGAUAACGAGGUUCGGAAAAGUCUAGCCCGCAAAAGAAGACGCAGACGGGAGAAAGCCUUAGCAAUCGCAAAAGAGAGUGGCCAAAGUGAUGACAUCGCAAUGGCAGAAGAGAAGGAAAAUGCCGACGAUAUCACAUCCGCCGACGUUUCCGAGAUUUUUGUCUCAUAUGUGAUUGUCCGGACCGGCGGAAAAGUGCGUUCAAUGGACUGGGCCGGUGGGAGACCAAGCAAAGCGCUUCAACUGCUAGUCGCUGCAACCAAUAAUCAGCUAGAAGUUUACAGCGUGGACGUGAGAGAUAAGAGCAAGAAGACGAAAGACGAGGAGAUGGCCGAUUACAAUCGUGUAUUUGCCGUCGAUAUGCCCGGCCAUCGAACCGACAUUAGAACCUUGGCCCUCAGCUCUGAUGACCGAAUGUUGGCCUCAGCCUCGACUGGUGCGCUGAAGAUUUGGAACGUCAAAACGCAAAGCUGUAUUCGAACCUUGGAGUGCGGUUAUGCUCUUUGCUCUUCCUUCCUUCCCGGUGAUAAAAUUGUGGUCGUUGGCACGAAGACUGGUCAACUUGAGUUGUUCGAUAUAGCUUCUUCUACCCUGAUCGACACGGUUCAAGCUCAUGAGGGUGCCAUUUGGACGCUGCAUGUCCAUCCUGAUGGCAGAUCCGUUGUGACAGGAAGCGCAGACAAAUCGGCCAAAUUCUGGAACUUUGAAGUUGUCCAGGAAGAAAUUCCUGGCACCAAACGGACAACGCCUCGCCUUCGACUUGUUCACACACGGACCCUCAAGGUAUCAGAUGAUAUUCUAAGCCUCCGCUUUUCCCCAGACGCUCGGCUUCUUGCCGUUGCAUUGCUGGACAACACAGUCAAGGUCUUUUUCGUCGACUCGCUUAAACUCUUCUUAAAUCUCUACGGUCACAAGCUUCCUGUGCUCAACAUGGAUAUAUCUUACGAUAGCAAGCUCAUCGUCACAUGUUCAGCUGAUAAGAAUGUCCGACUAUGGGGUCUCGAUUUCGGUGACUGUCAUAAGGCUUUCUUUGCCCACCAAGACAGCAUUAUGGCCGUCGCAUUCGUGCCACACAAUCACGACGGAAACGGACAUCACUUCUUUUCCGUGUCAAAGGAUCACCUUAUCAAGUAUUGGGAUGGUGACAAAUUCGAGCAGAUUCAGAAGAUUGAUGGCCACCACGGCGAGGUUUGGGCGCUAGUACCUAGUCGUACGGGCGAAUUUAUCGUGACAGCCAGUCAUGACAAAAGCAUCCGUACCUGGCGACAAACCGACGAAUUGAUUUUCCUUGAAGAGGAGCGGGAAAAGGAGCUUGAAGAAUUAUACGAGAACACGCUAACGACCUCGCUCGAACAAGAGGAAGGAAACGAGGAAGGUGGCGAGCAACGCGAGGCUGUCGCUGCAGGAAAACAAACUGCCGAGACGCUCAUGGCUGGUGAGAAGAUAGCUGAAGCGCUCGAUCUGGGCCUUGCCGACCUCGAGGUCAUGCGUAUCUACCGCGCGGCAAAGGCAGAAAAUCCAAAUGCCGCGCCGCCUGCACGUAACCCGCUUUACAUGGCGCUUGGGAAUAUCUCUGCCGAAGACCACGUCUUGUCAGUUGUUCAACGCAUCCCAGCUGCGGCACUCCAAGACGCUCUCUUGGUCCUGCCUUUCUCCAAACUGCAUGCGUUGUUUACCUUCCUCGAUAUCUGGGCCACUCAAGAGCGAAACAUGCCACUCACCUGUCGCAUCCUGUUCUUCAUGUUGAAGACGCACCAUAGGCAAAUCGUCGCCAGCAAAGCUCUUCGCCCCAUGCUCGAUGCGAUCCGGGAGCAUUUGCGUCAAUCACUCAACCGCCAGAAGGAUGAGAUGGGCUUCAACCUGGCAGCAUUGCGAUUUGUCUCGGGUCGCGUACAUGAUAAGGGCGUAAGCGACUUCAUUGACGAGACCGAGGUGACCGAGGAGCCUGAGCGCGGUAAGAGAAAGAGAGGAUUCGUCAACGUUGCUUAGGUUUCCAUAAUUUUCUUACACCCACGUGCAUUAUCUGCUUUGUGGCAUCGGGCCUCUGUAGUAUAGAUUACAUUUUCGCUGUGGACAAGGGUUGGGAAACGGCGUACAAAAGCUGCGAAUUUCAUGCUUUGAGCGAUAGCAUUACCCGAAUAUAUACUAGAUUCUGUGAAAUAAAUUCGCCGGUAUGUGUCUCGAUAUAUAUAUGACUAUUAAUUCGAGCUGCGAGUAGAAGGCGCUUGGAGUCAACAAUCGAAUCAAAGAAAAAGAGGAAAAGAAGAAAGCGAUGGAGAAUCAAGAGGACGAAGUUAUCAAAUAAGAAGAUAUAGAAGCGGCGCAUAGCCCCGGAUAUAUGUAUCGUCAAGAGAGCUGCU